Aspergillus pseudonomiae is the source of this 975-nucleotide messenger RNA. RefSeq names its product aminoglycoside phosphotransferase family protein. Bases 1 to 864 code for a protein of 287 amino acids. The transcript has a single exon. The record is from RefSeq and is a predicted model, not a curated record. Lineage: Eukaryota; Fungi; Ascomycota; Eurotiomycetes; Eurotiales; Aspergillaceae.
AUGCCAGCCACUUCUCAACCGACACGCCCGUUUCUUCGCUGGUUUUGGGGGUUUCUACAUUAUUACAUGCGACAAUUUUCUCGAUCAUAUUACAGCUGGGUUGGAAUUCCCUACGAUAAUCAGAUUGCCCAGCUUCCAUUUGUACUGAUCUUGAAAUGGUCCGAUGGUACACGGAUAGAAGAAGUCUUGGCUAUGCAAAUCGCCAGGAGAGCGGGUCUUCCAGUUCCAAGAGUCCUCUGCUAUGGCGAGCGUCUUGACACACCACACGCACCAGUCUCGAUUCUGAUGACUCGCGUGCCUGGCGAAGAGUUGGGUCAAGUAUACGAGACGCUUAAUAACGAAGACAAAGAGUCUAUUUCACGGGAGCUUAAAGGCUAUCUAGAAGUGAUACGAGGAUGGCAGAAUCCGUGGGGUGGAAACAGAAUCUGCUCUUUGUUGGGCACUGCAGUCAGAAGUGCCCGCAUUCCUAAUCAUUAUGCCGGCCCGUUCGAAUGCGAACAAGAAUUCAACGAGUAUCUCAUACAACCAUCUUGGUCAGGUGGCUUCUCAUCUGAGAUGGCAUUCAACGAUGCACUCGUGUGCACCAAGCUUAUGCGUAAGCUGUCUCAUCGCAUUGUUUUUACUCAUGGUGAUCUUAAACCCCAUAAUAUCUUGGUUAACAAGGGGCGGCUUAGAGGCUUCCUUGACUGGGAAUCCACAGGCUGGUACCAUGAGUAUUGGGACUUCACGACUGCAUUGAGGUUCACAAGAGAGGAUUUCUGGUGGUAUACCUUGGUCAUCGAACUAGGGGGAGGCAAGCACUUAGCAGAACUGACCUCUGAACGCGCAUUGAACUCUCUAACCAGCGCUUCUUAUUACUGGUGACGCAGCACUAGGCUUUUGGUUUUCAUCUUUGCGAGUAGAAACGCAUAUUUAGGCAAUUUGGAGACUUCAGGAUUCUCAGUAAGUAUUCCCUUUGCUCUCAGUGGUGCCUCG